UCCCGCACCCUGGACGGGCGACGCCGGGCGAUCUGGAGCGCGAGAAUUAAGGGGGUGGGAAGGUGUGAGCCGCAAACCAGAGGAGGGCGGGAAGGAGGAAGAAGCCCCAGAGGCGGUCUGGGGGACAGGGGGUCCCGCCGGCAGAGGACCGAGUGGCGGGCUGACUGACGGCGGCAGCCUCUGGUCGGGACGCGCGGAACAGAGAGGAGCCAUGGCCUCCGGUGGGUAUAACCCAUAUAUAGAGAUAAUUGAACAACCGAGGCAGAGGGGAAUGCGUUUUAGAUACAAAUGUGAAGGGCGAUCAGCAGGCAGCAUUCCAGGGGAGCACAGCACAGAGAACAACCGAACAUACCCAUCUAUCCAGAUUAUGAACUAUUACGGAAAAGGGAAAGUGAGAAUUACAUUAGUAACAAAGAAUGAACCAUUUAAACCUCAUCCUCAUGAUUUAGUAGGAAAAGACUGCCGAGAUGGCUACUAUGAAGCAGAAUUUGGACAAGAACGCAGGCCUUUAUUCUUUCAAAAUUUGGGUAUUCGAUGUGUAAAGAAAAAAGAAGUAAAAGAAGCUAUUAUUUCAAGAAUAAGGGCGGGAAUCAAUCCUUUCAAAGUACCUGAACCACAGCUGCUUGAUACUGAAGAUUGCGACCUCAAUGUGGUGAGAUUAUGUUUUCAAGUUUUCCUCUAUGAUGAACAUGGUAAUUUGACGACUACUCUACCUCCUGUUGUCUCUAAUCCAAUUUAUGACAACCGUGCUCCUAAUACUGCAGAAUUAAGGAUUUGUCGUGUAAACAAGAACUGUGGAAGUGUCAGAGGAGGAGAUGAAAUAUUUCUACUCUGUGACAAAGUUCAGAAAGAUGACAUAGAAGUUCGGUUUGUAUUGAAUGAUUGGGAAGCAAAAGGCAUCUUUUCACAAGCUGAUGUACACCGUCAAGUAGCCAUUGUUUUCAAGACUCCACCAUAUUGCAAAGCUAUAACGGACCCAGUAACAGUGAAAAUGCAGUUGCGGAGACCUUCUGACCAGGAAGUUAGUGAAUCUAUGGAUUUUAGAUAUCUGCCAGAUGAAAAAGAUACUUAUGGCAAUAAAGCAAAGAAACAAAAAACAACUCUACUUUUCCAGAAACUAUUGGAGAAUUGUGCAGUUAAUUUUCCUGAAAGACCGAUACCUGUUCCCCUAGGACCAACUGGAGAAGGAAGAUUCAUUAAAAAAGAAUCAAACUUGUUUUCUCAUGGUGCAGUUUUGACAGAAAUGACCGGGCCUUCAGGAGUUUCGAGUCAAGCAGAACCCUACUAUUCCCCACCUGUGUCCAUCUCGAGAGCAUUGUCACAUCAUGUUUCAGCCGUGCCCUCAAUGGUGCCUUCGCCUUCUUCAAGCUGGUCCUCACUCAGUACAAAUCUGAGUAAUUUUUCCACAGGGACACUUCCCUCUAAUUCACAGGGUAUCUCAUCAUUCCUGGACAUGUCUGCUGGGAGUGAAGUGAAUGAUUCUCCUGCUUGCAUGUAUAACAGUACUAAUGACAUAGGCAGAAUGGAAACAUCAUCCAUGUCACAAGCUGAUUUAUAUGGCAUUUCUGAUGCCAACAUGCUGCAGAAUUGUUCUGUGACUAUGAUAACGCCCAGUAAUGACAGCAUGAGGGAGUGUGAUAAUUCAAGACUUGUGAGAAUGAAUAUUGAAAGCCCCUCAUGUAACUCAUUGUUAGACCCAGGAGACUUGAGACAGCUCCAUCAGAGGUCCUCUCCCAGCAUGUCAGCAGGCAACAGUUCCAGCACUACUGCUUUUUGUUCACAAUCAGAUGCAUUUGAGGGAUCUGACUUCAGGUGUGCAGAUAACAGCAUGAUAAAUGAGUCAGGGCCUUCAAAUGGUACUAAUCCAAACAGUCAUGGUUUUGUUCAAAGUCAGUAUUCAGGUAUUGGCACUAUGCAGAAUGAGCAAUUGAGCGACUCAUAUGCAUUUGAAUUUUUUCAAGUUAACUAGUAAGAUUUAAAUAAUGGUUCAAGCUUUAAAUCCUUUUAAAUGUUUGCAACCGUUUUGAUAUUUCCUACAUAGAUGCAGCCUUUUCUGUUUCCCUGACCAUAUGUUGGGGACUUCUUUAACCGGCCAUUUUGGCUCUGGAGCUCCUCAGAGAAUUGAAAGAGAGGGAUGAACUCAUUUCCCAACUUCAGGAAGAGCUUGGAAAAGUCCAGAAAACUUGUCCUGGCCAGUGUUGUUCAGUGUUUAGAGCAUCAGCCUGAGCACCAAAGGGUCAUGAGUUCAAUACCCAGUCAGGGGCACGUA
Messenger RNA from Molossus molossus (Pallas's mastiff bat), 2269 nucleotides. It is a transcript of the gene REL, whose product is annotated as REL proto-oncogene, NF-kB subunit. The record is from RefSeq and is a predicted model, not a curated record. Gene Ontology annotation, molecular function: RNA polymerase II cis-regulatory region sequence-specific DNA binding; DNA-binding transcription factor activity, RNA polymerase II-specific. Bases 212 to 1969 code for a protein of 585 amino acids. Gene Ontology annotation, biological process: cellular response to stress; non-canonical NF-kappaB signal transduction; regulation of transcription by RNA polymerase II. Gene Ontology annotation, cellular component: cytoplasm. The transcript has 10 exons. Lineage: Eukaryota; Metazoa; Chordata; Mammalia; Chiroptera; Molossidae.